AUGUGGUCAUUUGUGAGCCCCCUGCGCCAGCUCUGUGAGAGGGGUGACAGAGUGGAGAUGUCACAUGACCUGGAGAGAAUCCUGCCAGGAGAUGACAGCCGUUUGCAGAGGAGCGUCAUGAAAGGAGUGAUGACAGUGACAUCAAGGUACAUGAGGGCGACCCAGCCCAUGUACUUCUUCCUCCUCAACCUCUCCCUCCUCGACCUUGGCUCCAUCUCCACCACUGUCCCCAAAUCCAUGGCCAAUUCCCUGUGGGACACCAGGGCCAUUUCCUACUCAGGAUGUGCUGCCCAGUUCUUCCUCGUUUUCUUCUUCUUUGGAGGAGAGUAUUCUCUCCUCACAGUCAUGGCCUAUGACCGCUACAUUGCCAUCUGCAAACCCCUGCACUAUGGGACCCUCAUGGACAGCAGAGCCUGUGUCAAAAUGGCAGCAGCUGCCUGGGCCAGUGGUUUUCUCUAUGCUCUCCUGCACACUGCUAACACCUUUUCAAUACCACUCUGCCAAGGCAACACAGUGGACCAGUUCUUCUGUGAGGUUCCCCAGAUCCUCAAGCUCUCCUGCUCAGAUGCCUACCUCAGGGAAGUGGGGCUUAAUGUGGUUAGUGGCUGUUUAGUCUUUGGGUGUUUUGUUUUCAUUGUGGUGUCCUACGUGCAGAUCUUCACUGCUGUGCUGAGGAUCCCCUCUGAGCAGGGCCGGCACAAAGCCUUUUCCAUGUGCCUCCCGCACCUGGCUGUGGUCUCUCUGUUUGUCAGCACUGUCAUGAUUGCCUACCUGAAGCCCCCCUCCAUCUCCUCGCCAGCUCUGGAUCUGGUGGUGACUGUUUUGUACUCAGUGGUACCUCCAGCUCUGAACCCCCUCAUCUACAGCAUGAGGAACAAGGAGCUGAAGGAUGCCCUGAGGAAAGUUAAAGAAGCCCAGGUCCUUCAACCUCUCCUCAUGGACGGGAUUAUUGCUGCCUAG
Molecule: messenger RNA, 960 nt
Organism: Dromaius novaehollandiae (emu)
Lineage: Eukaryota; Metazoa; Chordata; Aves; Casuariiformes; Dromaiidae
Product: olfactory receptor 14C36-like
Exons: 4
Coding region: 1-960 (319 amino acids)
Biological process (GO): G protein-coupled receptor signaling pathway
Cellular component (GO): membrane
Molecular function (GO): olfactory receptor activity; odorant binding; G protein-coupled receptor activity
Source: RefSeq, a predicted model, not a curated record